Messenger RNA from Panicum virgatum (switchgrass), 881 nucleotides. Its product is annotated as expansin-A9-like. Gene Ontology annotation, cellular component: extracellular region. The record is from RefSeq and is a predicted model, not a curated record. The transcript has 2 exons. Lineage: Eukaryota; Viridiplantae; Streptophyta; Magnoliopsida; Poales; Poaceae. Gene Ontology annotation, biological process: plant-type cell wall organization. The coding region runs from base 1 to 750 and encodes 249 amino acids.
AUGGAGAAGGCGACGACCCUGCUCCUGCUGCUGAGCUUGUGCGCCGCCCGGCUCGACGGCGCCGCGGCGCAGCCGUCCUGGACGCCGGCCAACGAGACGUUCUACGGCGGCAGCGACGCGUCCGGCACCAUGGGCGGGUCGUGCGGGUACGGCGACCUGUACAGCGCCGGGUACGGGGCGCAGACGACGGCGCUCUACGGCGACGGCGCCUCCUGCGGCGCGUGCUUCCUGGUCGCCUGCGACGCGUCGCGGACGGAGUACUGCCAGCCGGGGUCGCCGCCGCCGUCGGUGAUCGUGACGGCGACCAACUUCUGCCCGCCCAACUAUGGCGACCCCAGUGGGUGGUGCAACUCGCCGCGGCGGCAUUUCGACAUGUCGCAGCCGGCGUGGGAGGCCAUCGGCGUGUACCGGGCCGGCGUGGUCCCGGUGAACUACAGGAGGGUCCCCUGCCGGCGCUCCGGCGGGGUCAGGUUCGGCAUCAGCGGGCACGACUACUUCGAGCUCGUGCUGGUCAGCAACGUCGGCGGCGCCGGCGCGGUGGCCGCGGCGUGGAUCAAGGGGUCCGCCACGGACUGGCUGCCGAUGAGCCGCAACUGGGGGGCCAACUGGCAGAGCGGCGCCUACGUCACGGGGCAGAGCCUGUCGUUCAAGGUGGAGACAGACGACGGCAGGUCCGUCGUGGCGGACGAUGUGGCGCCGGCGGACUGGCAGUUCGGCUGCACCUACCAGGCCUCGGUCAACUUCUACUAGGGAAUACAGUGGCGGAGCUAGCCUAGAAAUUUAGGUGGGGCAUACUAUAAAUACAAUUUUUUAAUGACAUCGUAUAGAUAUACAUGAAUAUUUACUCUGUAAUAAAUCUAAAUAUUAAAUCACUAUAAGCA